Alternaria arborescens is the source of this 924-nucleotide messenger RNA. RefSeq lists its product as hypothetical. The record is from RefSeq and is a predicted model, not a curated record. NCBI's taxonomy places the organism in Eukaryota, Fungi, Ascomycota, Dothideomycetes, Pleosporales, Pleosporaceae. Bases 1 to 924 code for a protein of 307 amino acids. The transcript has 2 exons. Gene Ontology annotation, molecular function: protein binding.
AUGGAAAUACCAUCAUCUUGUAACACUACUAGCUUUGAAUCCCUCAAGCUGAGCUCUUCGACUCAGAAUACGGCGAUAUGGGGCACUGCUAGUACUGGUACCUGCAGCAUUGUAUUUGGUCUGACGCCAGACGGUUACGAAACCCUACGCUCACAAGAAAUCGCCGGUGAUGUGCACUCUAUCGCUUGGAGUCCUAGCGGUCGUAAUCUGCACGCGCUCGACUCACACAGUUCCCAGCAGCUUUCGACAUCCAUUUCUAACUUUCGCAUAUCCGAGGACCCAACUUUGCAGGACGUGGUUGGUAUUGACGUCCUUGGUAACAUCACGAAUGCUUCGCAGAUUGUCGCACACCCCACAGAGACUUUGAUGUAUCUCGUUACCAAGGACACGAAUGAGCUAGUUGUCUUAUCGUUGGCAGGCGACACUCUCGUGAACAAUUCUACUACUGUUCUGCGAUACAGAUUGCUACCAUCUUCUCUGGAUUCGACAGAGUUUCAUACUACGUCACUGGCCAUUUCCGCCUCUAAAAACACUCUGUGGACGCUUUCACAGUCAUCUCGUCAAGCAGUCAUCACAUGUUUUACCCUCAAUAUCACAACAGGCGAAGUAACAAAUGUUGCUGCACGAGCUAGCUGGCAGGGAGUUGGCGAAGGUCAACUUACAGCAGCACCAUUCGCUGGUGGGGAUGUGGUCGCUAUCGCAAACUCUCCAACUGGGUAUAUCACGGUACUUGGUCUCGACCGAUCCGUGUUCGAUACCGCCGAUGUCGUCCAGGAUCCUGCUACCCACAACUACUUACGUCAAAUGAUUGUUGAGAACAAAGGAAACAAAAGCCUGCACAUGGCUGCAUCAAAAAUCAAAAGCUACGGCCGUGCUCUCAUUGAUGAUUACAUCAGCUUAGGUGAGAGUAUCUGGAUCGACUAA